Molecule: messenger RNA, 1939 nt
Organism: Drosophila biarmipes
Lineage: Eukaryota; Metazoa; Arthropoda; Insecta; Diptera; Drosophilidae
Gene: Cyp6u1
Product: probable cytochrome P450 6u1
Exons: 3
Coding region: 267-1727 (486 amino acids)
Molecular function (GO): iron ion binding; heme binding; monooxygenase activity
Source: RefSeq, a predicted model, not a curated record
CAUCUCUAGCCUGGGCCGAAAAAAAACAUUCCAAUUUCUCUGCUGCGAUUUCACUUUCAAAAAACAAAUUACGGCUGCGCAAGCGGCCGCUGCUCAUCGGACACUAUCAAUUAUUGAAUCCAACCGACAACCGACCGAUAAUGGCGCUGAUAAGCCCGCGGCUCUGAGCAGCCCCAAAACCCUCGACGAGCAGCUACUGCCAGCUGUUAACGCAGCCAACCGUUUGAACAAAUCAUUAGGAGGCCUAAAAAGACAGCUGUGCCAGCAUGGAGCUGAUGCACCGAGCCCUGCUUACAGCCCUGGGUGCUCUGUCCUUGUUCUACGCCCUGGUCAAGUUCAGCCUGGGCUACUGGAAGCGACGGGGGAUCCUGCACGAGAAGCCCAAGUUCCUGUGGGGCAACAUCAAGGGCGUGGUGGGCGGCAAGCGGCAUGCUCAGGACGCCCUGCUGGCCGUCUACGCCGACUACAAGGGCAGAGCACCCUUUGUGGGCUUCUACGCUUGCCUCAAACCCUUCAUCCUGGUGCUCGACCUGAAGCUAGUUCACCAAAUCGUCUUCACCGAUGCGGGGCACUUCACUUCGCGCGGUCUCUACAGUAAUUCCGGCGGAGAGCCGCUGUCGGCCAAUCUCCUGCAGCUGGAUGGUCACAAAUGGCGCUCACUCCACGCGAAAUCCGCAGAGGUCUUCACAGCGACCAACAUGCAGAAGCUUUUACCCAGACUGGCACAGAUCUCCACCAGAAUUCAAAGCGAUCUGGGCAAAAUUAACCAGCAAACCUGCAACAUAAGCGAGCUGGUGGGCGCCUACAACGUGGAUGUGAUGGCCUCAAUGGCCUUUGGCCUGGGCGGACAGGAUCACCAGGAGUUCGCCAAGUGGUCGAGCAACUACUGGGCCGGCUUUAAGCUGUGGCAAGCGUACCUGGCGCUGGAGUUCCCGCUCAUCGCUCGGCUGCUACAGUACAAAAGCUAUGCGGCGCCAGCUAUGGCUUACUUUCAAAAGGUGGUCCUGUCGCAGUUGCAGGAGCAUCGUAGGCGGGAUUGCCAGCCCCUGCAGACGCUCCUGCAGCUGUAUUCCAAUGCGGAUCAUCCGCUGGGCGACGUCGACAUUGCGGCCCAAGCAUUUGGCUUUCUUGUGGCGGGCUUGGGCCCCCUAAAUGCCACGCUGGGAUUCUGCCUCCACGAGUUGGCCCGCCAUCCGGAGCUGCAGGAUCGUACACGGCUGGAGAUUAAAAAGACACUGGAGAAGCAUGGUGGCCAGGUGACGCCCGAGUUCCUGAGGGAGCUGAGGUACACGAAGCAAGUCCUAAAUGAAACGCUUCGUCUGCACACGCCACAUCCCUUCCUGCUGCGCCGUGCUACCAAAGAAUUCGAGCUGCCCGGAUCGGUGUUCGUCAUAGCCAGAGGCAACAACGUGCUGAUACCCACGGCGGCUAUACACAGGGAUCCGGAGAUAUAUCCCGAUCCAGAGCGCUUCGAUCCCGAUCGGUUCGAGGAAGAGGCCAAGCGAUCCCGGCCGCCGGCUGCCUUCCUGCCCUUCGGCGAUGGCCUGCGAGGAUGCAUUGCCGCCCGGUUCGCGGAGCAGCAGCUGCUGGUGGGUCUGGUGGCCCUGCUGAGGGAGCACAGAUAUGCCCCCUGCGCGGAGACCACGAUUCCCAUGGCGUACGACAAUCGCAGACUGCUGCUGAUGCCCAAGUCGGACAUCAAACUCAGUGUGGAAUGGAAGGACUAGCUUUAGAGGCGAUCUCUGUAUCGCCUGUUUUGUUCGCUUCGGUAUUGCUUUUCUGUACAAAGCCUUUAAGUUGUUUUAUAUAUGUAUAUGCACUAAAUUCGUUGAUUUCCUGAAGCUGUGGACUUGUGUGAUAUUGCUGACGAUGACUUUUAUAAUCUACUGCACCAAGCUCAACAACGUGAACAAAUAAAUACCUUAAUUGUUAUUUUGAA